This is a messenger RNA of Phytophthora infestans T30-4, 480 nucleotides long. RefSeq lists its product as uncharacterized. The transcript has 4 exons. Lineage: Eukaryota; Oomycota; Peronosporomycetes; Peronosporales; Peronosporaceae. The record is from RefSeq and is a predicted model, not a curated record. Bases 1 to 480 code for a protein of 159 amino acids.
AUGUCAGAACGUACAAAUUCCAUUCAACAGAAGUAUCUACCGUCUCGCAAACGUCCGUGGGCCAGAUAUGGGUUCCGUAUGGACGAGACAAUUGGCGCAGGACGGAGCGCAUACAUGGACGUCCAAUUGAAAGGACCCGACGAUGAACUCGAAGAAAAGGCUCCGAUCCCCAUAACCACAGACGCUAAGCCUAAGCUUCAUAUGGUAGGAGCUAAGGCGCCUAAACGCCGCACACCACCGCAACUAGUGGGACUUAAACAGCAGGAGCGCAAGCCCUCUUGUCGGAAGGUCGAAAGGUUCAUGGACAGAUCGGACAAAUCCUGCAACCAGCAGUCUAUCCGUCUCAAGCAAGGUAUUAAGUGGACAGGUCAGCUGCACAUGCGUGAGCAGUUCGACCACUACACCAGAAAGGCGACACUGGUUAAUGCUGACCGGGGCUGGGAUGCAAUGGAACCGCAUAAAUCACUAAAGCAAUUUUAG